Molecule: messenger RNA, 2706 nt
Organism: Solanum verrucosum
Lineage: Eukaryota; Viridiplantae; Streptophyta; Magnoliopsida; Solanales; Solanaceae
Product: putative aconitate hydratase, cytoplasmic
Exons: 19
Coding region: 283-2688 (801 amino acids)
Biological process (GO): tricarboxylic acid cycle; citrate metabolic process
Cellular component (GO): mitochondrion; cytosol
Molecular function (GO): aconitate hydratase activity; 4 iron, 4 sulfur cluster binding
Source: RefSeq, a predicted model, not a curated record
GAACAUCCUUUCAAAGGAAUAUUUACUAGUCUUCCCAAGCCUGGAGGUGGUGAGUUUGGGAAAUUCUACAGUCUUCCUGCUCUAAAUGAUCCAAGGAUUGACAAGCUGCCUUUUUCUAUAAGGAUACUAUUAGAAUCUGCUAUACGGAAUUGUGACAGUUUCCAUGUAACCAAGGAUGAUGUUGAAAAGAUCCUGGACUGGGAAAAUACUGCACCAAAGCAAGUUGAAAUUCCAUUUAAGCCUGCCCGUGUGUUGCUUCAGGAUUUUACUGGAGUUCCAUCUAUGGUUGAUCUUGCCUCUAUGCGUGAUGCUAUGAAGGAGCUUGGUAGUGAUCCUGAUAAGAUCAAUCCUUUGGUUCCAGUUGACCUUGUAAUUGACCACUCGGUGCAAGUUGAUGUCGCAAGGUCGGAAAAUGCUUUGCAGGCUAAUAUGGAUAUUGAAUUCAAAAGAAACAAAGAGAGGUUUGCUUUUCUCAGAUGGGGUUCCACCGCCUUCCGCAACAUGCUUGUUGUUCCUCCUGGUUCCGGUAUUGUUCACCAGGUUAAUUUGGAGUACCUUGGACGAGUAGUUUUCAACUCGGAUGGUGUACUUUAUCCUGAUAGUCUAGUCGGGACAGACUCUCACACCACAAUGAUUGAUGGAUUAGGAGUUGCUGGAUGGGGAGUUGGUGGCAUUGAAGCAGAGGCGACAAUGCUUGGCCAGUCAAUGAGCAUGGUUUUGCCUGGUGUUGUCGGCUUUAGAAUGACUGGAAAAUUGCGUGAUGGGGUGACGGCUACUGAUUUGGUCUUAACUGUAACUCAAAUGUUAAGAAAGCACGGUGUUGUCGGAAAGUUUGUGGAGUUCUACGGUCCAGGACUAGCUUCACUAUCAUUGGCUGAUAGGGCAACAAUUGCAAAUAUGUCUCCCGAGUACGGAGCUACCAUGGGUUUCUUCCCGGUAGAUCAUAUGACAUUACAGUACCUUAGAUUAACUGGACGGAAUGAGGAAACAAUAACAAUGAUUGAGGAGUACUUGAGGGCAAACAAAAUGUUUGUUGACUACAACGAGCCUCAAGAGGAGAGAGUUUACUCGUCUUAUUUGGAAUUGGAACUUGCUGAUGUUGAACCCUGUGUCUCAGGACCAAAAAGGCCAAAUGACCGUGUCCCUCUCAAAGAUAUGAAAGCUGAUUGGCAUGCAUGCCUUGAUAACAAACAAGGAUUCAAGGGAUUUGCUGUGCCCAAGGAGGAGCAAGAUAAAGUUGCAAAAUUCACAUUUCAUGGACUGCCUGCUGAACUUAAGCAUGGUAGUGUAGUUAUAGCUGCUAUAACGAGCUGCACAAAUACAUCUAAUCCAAAUGUCAUGCUUGGAGCUGGUCUGGUCGCAAAAAAAGCCUGCGAAUUAGGUUUGGAGGUUAAACCAUGGAUAAAAACAAGUCUGGCUCCAGGUUCAGGGGCUGUUACAAAAUACCUCCAUAAGAGUGGCCUAGAAAAGUACCUGAACGAGCAGGGCUUCAAUCUUGUUGGCUAUGGUUGCACAACAUGUAUUGGUAAUUCUGGAGAUCUUGAUGAAUCAGUUGCUUCUGCCAUCACCGACAAUGACAUUGUUGCUGCAGCUGUACUUUCUGGAAAUCGGAACUUCGAAGGCCGUGUUCACCCUCUAACAAGAGCUAAUUAUCUUGCUUCACCACCGCUAGUUGUCGCAUAUGCACUUGCAGGAACGGUGGACAUUGAUUUCGAGAAGGAGCCUGUUGGAAUUGGAAAAGAUGGAAGAAGUGUUUACUUAAAAGACAUAUGGCCUAGCAAUAAAGAAAUAGCGGAGGUUGUUCAAUCAAGUGUGCUCCCUGAGAUGUUUAAGAGCACUUAUGAAGCUAUUACUCAGGGAAAUCCUUUCUGGAAUCAACUCUCGGUUCCAUCGUCCAGUAUCUAUGCAUGGGACCCAAACUCCACCUAUGUCCAUCAACCCCCAUAUUUCAACGGCAUGAGUAUGGACCCUCCGGGUCCUCAUGGGGUGAAGGAUGCCUUCUGCUUAUUGAACUUUGGUGAUAGUAUCACCACUGACCAUAUCUCGCCAGCAGGUAGCAUUCACAAGGAUAGUCCUGCUGCAAAGUAUCUUAUGGAGCAUGGAGUUCAACGGAGGGACUUCAAUUCAUAUGGAAGCCGACGUGGAAAUGAUGAGGUGAUGACUAGAGGUACUUUUGCUAACAUUCGCAUCAUCAACAAGCUCUUGAAUGGGGAAGUUGGUCCAAAGACCAUUCACAUACCGACAGGGGAGAAACUGUAUGUGUAUGAUGCAGCAAUGAGAUACAAAUCCGAGGAGCACGACACCAUUGUUCUUGCUGGAGCAGAAUAUGGGAGUGGGAGUUCCCGUGAUUGGGCUGCUAAGGGACCAAUGCUACUAGGAGUAAAAGCAGUAAUAGCUAAAAGCUUUGAGAGGAUACAUCGCAGCAACCUGGUUGGAAUGGGACUUAUUCCACUUUCCUUUAAGCCUGGUGAGGACGCAGAAACACUUGGUUUGACUGGUCACGAGCGUUACACUAUUGACCUCCCACAGAAGAUUUCUGAUAUAAGGCCUGGACAAGAUGUUACUGUGACUAAUGAUAGUGGAAAAUCUUUCAUCUGUACUCUUAGAUUUGACACAGAGGUUGAGCUGACGUAUUUUGAGCAUGGUGGCAUCCUUCCUUACGUCAUUCGGAACUUGAGUAAACAGUGAACCUAACGCUUGCAAGGC